Parastagonospora nodorum SN15 is the source of this 96-nucleotide messenger RNA. RefSeq lists its product as hypothetical. The record is from RefSeq and is a predicted model, not a curated record. Lineage: Eukaryota; Fungi; Ascomycota; Dothideomycetes; Pleosporales; Phaeosphaeriaceae. The transcript has 3 exons. The coding region runs from base 1 to 96 and encodes 31 amino acids.
AUGGCUGAAGCGUUUGAGUACGCUCUUCUAUGUUUGAUCCUGACGACUUGUCUUGACAACUCCGUGUCAUUACGAGAGCAAUGCUAUCAAGGAUAG